Messenger RNA from [Torrubiella] hemipterigena, 666 nucleotides. The record is from the annotation of a GenBank genome assembly. NCBI's taxonomy places the organism in Eukaryota, Fungi, Ascomycota, Sordariomycetes, Hypocreales, Clavicipitaceae.
AUGGCGCCACGCCGACGAAAAGUAGCACAAGAUACGCCAGCAGAUAUUAAGGAUUCCAGCUCAGCCGAAUCCAAAGUCAGCAUGGCAGCCUCGGACCACCAAGACGCGCCUAACUCAGGAGGUUGGAGCACGCAGGCACAGUGGCUCUUCUUUGCAAUUGCAAGCGGAAUAUGCGCUGCCUGCAAUGGCGCUUUUGCUAAACUCACUACGACACAGCUUACAAGCACACUAUCCAAAUCAAUAGCGUCUUUUCUCAAUUUAUCUGAGUAUGAGCUCUAUGUCGAAUAUCUAGUUCGAGCAGGCUUCUUUACUCUAAACCUCGUCUUCAACGGUGUGAUGUGGACACUCUUUACAACCGCUCUCGCACGAGGUACCUCCGCCACCCAGGUUUCCAUCAUCAAUACAUCAACCAACUUUAUCAUUACCGCCAUGCUGGGAAUGCUCAUCUUUUCGGAAAAGUUACCUUCUCUGUGGUGGGCUGGUGCGUCGUUACUUAUUGUUGGCAACGUAAUUGCCGGCCGAAAGAAUGAUGGUGAAGAAGCCCCCGCGAAUGAAGCUUCAUAUGGCACUAUUCCUACAGAUGAUGUUGACGCCGAUGCCGAUGGUGGUGAUGCCGAAGAGGAAGAUGAGGACUUGGUUGAUCUUAGCAAUGAGGCUGAGCUUUAA